Messenger RNA from Cannabis sativa, 564 nucleotides. RefSeq lists its product as uncharacterized. Bases 1 to 564 code for a protein of 187 amino acids. NCBI's taxonomy places the organism in Eukaryota, Viridiplantae, Streptophyta, Magnoliopsida, Rosales, Cannabaceae. The transcript is spliced from 2 exons. The record is from RefSeq and is a predicted model, not a curated record.
AUGGUCCUUCCAAAGCAUAGAUUCAUAGGUUGGCAAAUUGUGAACAACCAGCUGCUAACGAGAGACAAUCUCAGUCGGUUUUUGUCAAUUUCUUCUCCUUUAUGCCCGGUCUGCUGUAGGGAAAAUGAGUCGCACCAGCAUCUGUUUGUGCACUGCUGUUUUACCCGAAAACUGACUUGUGAGAUUACCAAAUGGUGUGGCCAAUUUGACUGGCCAGACGACUUGAACAGGUGGUUCUCCAAGGCAGCCAACAAUAUGCAGGAAAGCAUUAUCAACACAGUCAUUUUGGCAACCUUGUACACAGUUUGGACAAACAGAAAUAGUUGUAUUUUUGAGCUGAGUUGUAAGACAUUGGAUAAUGUUGAUUAUGUUCGCCAUGAUGUGAACCCAACUGAAGUUGCAAACAUCCAUCGUCUGAAUUCACAGCCUCAACAAUUAGAUGAUUUCAUUGUUGAUGAUGACACCGAGGGUCUAAAUACCGAAGACGAUACCUCCUUAGAAUUAGAGAGUGACAAUGAUGAUAAUGUUGUAUAUGUAACUGAUGAUGAUGAUGAUGAAUUGUAA